Molecule: messenger RNA, 1422 nt
Organism: Spodoptera litura
Lineage: Eukaryota; Metazoa; Arthropoda; Insecta; Lepidoptera; Noctuidae
Product: U5 small nuclear ribonucleoprotein 200 kDa helicase-like
Biological process (GO): spliceosome conformational change to release U4 (or U4atac) and U1 (or U11)
Cellular component (GO): spliceosomal complex
Molecular function (GO): RNA helicase activity; RNA binding
Source: RefSeq, a predicted model, not a curated record
AGGAAGGGCUGCAGCAUGUCGGGGCGCGCGCGCAGGCCGCUGGACGACGAGCACGCCGUCGUCGUGCUCAUGUGUGUCGCGCACCACAAGACAUUCUUCACCAAGCUGCUCAACGACUGCCUGCCGCUCGAGAGUCACCUCGACCACAGACUCCACGACCACAUGAACGCGGAGAUCGUAACCAAGACUAUAGAGAACAAGCAGGACGCCGUCGACUACCUCACCUGGACCUUCCUCUACCGCCGUCUGACGCAGAACCCUAAUUACUACAACUUGCAGGGAGUCACUCACAGGCACCUAUCGGACCACCUGUCAGAGUUGGUGGAGACGACCCUGACGGACCUGGAGCAGUCCAAGUGCAUCGCCAUCGAGGAUGACAUGGACGUCCAGCCACUCAACUUGGGGAUGAUCGCGUCCUACUACUAUAUCAACUAUACUACUAUAGAGUUGUUCUCCCUCUCCCUCACAAAUAAGACGAAGAUCCGUGGCCUGCUGGAGAUCAUAUCCUCGGCCGCGGAGUACUCCGAGCUGUGUAUCAGACACCGAGAGGAGAAUAUCAUCAAGGCGUUAGCUGCCAAGGUCCCCCACAAGCCGACCGCGGCGUCAGGCGCUCCGGUCAAAUACAACGACCCACACGUGAAGGCCCACGUACUGUUACAAGCACAUCUCUCUCGGAUGCAGCUACCUGCAGAGCUGCAGGCGGAUACUGGCCUCGUGCUGGCCAAGGCCAUCCGCCUGAUCCAGGCGUGCGUGGACGUGGUGUCCAGCAGUGGCUGGCUGUCCCCGGCGGUGGCGGCCAUGGAGCUGGCGCAGAUGGUGACGCAGGCCAUGUGGGCCAAGGACUCCUACCUCAGGCAGCUGCCGCAUUUCACCGCGGAACUGGUGCAGAGGUGCUCCGAGAAGGGAGUGGAGACAGUGUUCGACGUGAUGGAACUAGAAGACAACGCUCGCGCCAAACUACUGCAGCUGUCACCGACAGAGAUGGCAGACGUGGCGCGCUUCUGUAACCGAUACCCCAACGUCGAACUGACUUACGAGGUCCUGAACGAGCGCCACCUCCGCGCCGGCAAGCCGAUAGUAGUGGAGGUGUCCCUGGAGAGAGAGGACGACAUCGUCGGACCUGUCAUUGCGCCCUUCUUCCCGCAGAAACGCGAGGAAGGCUGGUGGGUGGUGAUCGGUGACCCGAAGACGAACACACUGCUCUCCAUCAAGAGAGUGUCGCUGGCUCGCAGCGCCAAGGUCCGCCUGGACUUCGUCUGCGGGGCCCCAGGGCGUCACACGUACACUCUAUACUUCAUGUCGGACGCCUACCUCGGCGCCGACCAGGAGUACAAGUUCACCGCGGAGGUAGCUGAGGCCGCCUCCGACUCCAGCGACUCGGAAUGAACAUUAUAUUAUUAAAUACUGCUUUACAUAUUUCAA